Myxocyprinus asiaticus (Chinese sucker) is the source of this 8668-nucleotide messenger RNA. Its product is annotated as endothelial PAS domain-containing protein 1-like. The transcript has 16 exons. Lineage: Eukaryota; Metazoa; Chordata; Actinopteri; Cypriniformes; Catostomidae. Bases 383 to 2878 code for a protein of 831 amino acids. Gene Ontology annotation, biological process: cellular response to hypoxia; regulation of transcription by RNA polymerase II. Gene Ontology annotation, molecular function: protein dimerization activity; DNA-binding transcription factor activity, RNA polymerase II-specific; RNA polymerase II transcription regulatory region sequence-specific DNA binding. The record is from RefSeq and is a predicted model, not a curated record.
GCUCAGUGCUGAAGGUGGGCGUUUCCCGUCGGCGGAACUAACCAAUCAUGGAGCUCUGAUUGAUUGCCCGGCUGUCAACUGCUCCGCGGUCUGUGAAUCACCAACUUCACUGCUGACCCGCAAAACCACCGAGGAAACUCCGGCAUUACGCUGUGCCGCAAAGCGCUUGGAUUUAAUAAAGUAAAGUGCAAGACUGUACUGUAGUGUUCUGAGACUGUACAACCCACCUAUUUGCAUACCACUGGAAUGGACUUUAUUGUAUAAUUGUGCGUCUUUUUUCCCUGCGCGAAAAUCUGUGGUUGCGGUGACUUGGAGCACGUCUUCUUUGAUAGAUUGGGUGUUGAACUUCGGAAAUUACGAAAGGACAGUGAAAUACAGAGAGAUGAUAGCUGAAAAAGAGAAGAAAAGGUGCUGCUCAGAGCGGCGUAAGGAGAAGUCUCGUGAUGCGGCGCGCUGCAGACGCAGUAAGGAGACAGAGGUGUUUUAUGAGCUGGCACACCAGCUGCCCCUCCCACAAAGCAUCAGCUCACACCUGGACAAAGCCUCCAUCAUGAGACUGGCCAUCAGCUUCCUGCACACACGCAAACUCCUCACCUCAGGCUGUGUUACCGCUACAGAGACAACAGAGGUAGACAGACUGAUGGACAGUUGGUAUCUGAAGUCCCUGGGCGGAUUCGUUACUGUGGUAACAUCAGAUGGAGAUAUUAUCUUCUUAUCGGAAAACAUCAACAAAUUCAUGGGCCUGACACCGGUGGAGUUAACAGGUCACAGCAUCUUUGACUUCACUCACCCCUGUGAUCACGAGGAGAUCCGCGAGAACCUCAGCCUCAAAACUGGCAUGGGGAAGAAAAGCAAGGAUCUUCGCUCAGAGAGGGAUUUCUUCAUGCGAAUGAAAUGCACAGUCACAAAUCGUGGACGCACCGUCAACCUCAAGUCAGCCAGCUGGAAGGUCCUGCACUGCACAGGGCACUUGAAGGUUUAUAACAGCUGCCCUGCACGUGUGCUGUGUGGUUUUAAAGAGCCGCCACUCACCUGUGUGGUGAUGAUGUGUGAGCCAAUUCCCCAUCCAUCAAACAUCGACACACUUCUCGAUAGCAAGACUUUCCUGAGUCGCCACAGCAUGGACAUGAAGUUUACUUACUGUGAUGACAGAGUUUCUGAGUUGAUGGGUUACAGUCCUGAAGAUCUUCUCGGUCGAUCUGCAUACGAGUUCUACCAUGCUCUGGACUCUGACAACGUCACCAGAAGCCACCAGAACCUGUGCACUAAAGGCCAGGCAGUAAGCAGUCAGUACCGGAUGUUGGCUAAGCAUGGGGGCUAUGUGUGGAUGGAGACACAGGGCACCGUCAUCUACAACAGUCGCAACUCCCAGCCACAGUGCAUUGUGUGCGUGAACUACGUGCUGAGUGACGUUGAAGAGAAAUCCAUGGUCUUCUCUUUGGACCAGACUGAGUGUCUGUUCAAGCCUAACCACUUAAGCAGAUUCUUCUGUCCAAGCAAAGGCCUGGGCAGUGAAAAAUUCAUCAAACUCAAAGAGGAACCUGAAGAUCUCACCCAGCUGGCACCUACACCUGGUGACACCAUUAUCUCGCUCGACUUUGGUCAGCCCCAGUAUGAAAAGCACCAGAUGUACAGCAAAGUAUCCUCGAUUGCUCCUCCUGUCUCUCACACUAUUCAUGAUGGCCACAAGCAAAGCUAUGCUGCAGACAUGCCCAAGAUGGCCAGCACUUUCUCUGUACCUCAAGCUCCGCCUCCCAGUAGUGCUACUCCCAGCCUAAGCAGUUGCUCUACGCCUAGCAGGCCAGAAGAUUACUACAACAGAGUGGAUAGUGACCUGAAGGUGGAGCUCACCGAGAAGCUAUUUUCCUUGGACACACAAGAGACAAAGUCUUCUUUCAACCAACAGACUGACAUAAGUGAUCUGGACUUGGAGACCCUGGCUCCCUACAUCCCCAUGGAUGAUGAGGACUUCCAGCUCAAUCCCAUCUGCCAAGAGGAGCCUUCAUCUGAGGCCAUUGGAGGUCUGGGAACAAGCCAGCACAGCUUUAGCAACAUAACCAGCCUCUUCCAACCCUUGGGCUCUCCUUCAACAGCUCAUUUCCAGCCCAACAUUAGCUCAGGAGGGGAAAAGCAGACCAUUAAUGGAGGGUCUGUAGAGUCAUGGCCAAAUGUACCCUACAGUAAUGAGCCUGUGCCGAUGCCUCCUUACCAUGACCCAGCCAGCACCCCACUUUCUUUAAUGGGAGGGUGUCAGAAUUUGCAAUGGCCACCUGACCAUCCAUUACACAGCAAGGCUGGAAUGAUGGAUCCUUUAGCUGCAAAACUUUCUUGCCAAACCAUGCCAGCAAAUCAAAUACCACAUUAUCUGCCAAGACCCAUGGGCAACUUUGCGCAGAGCUACAGAGAGAUGAGUCCAGCUCCGCUUGCUCUCACUAACAGUUUCAAGCGCUCAUUUACACAGAUGGCCAUGGGUGAGACACCCCUCACUAAGUCCCAACCGACUAUGUGGAAGAGACUUAGGCAUGAGAGCUGUGCCGUCAUGGACAGGAAAUCUCUGAGCACUAACACUUUAUCAGACAAAGUCAUGUCCCAUAAUGGAGGCAUGGAUCACCAGCACAGGAAGAUCCAGUAUCCGGGUAAUCAGGCGGGCCAAGCUACAAAAUGCUACAGACAACCGUGUUGUAACUACAGAGAGUUCAACAUGCUGCCCUCCUCUAAAAUGGAUGGAAUUGCGAGUCGUCUCAUCGGGCCCUCCUUCAAGACCUACUCUCUGCCUGAACUGACGCGUUAUGACUGCGAGGUCAACGUCCCCUUGCAAGGAAAUCUGCAUUUGCUGCAGGGCAGUGACCUCCUAAAGGCAUUAGACCAAUCCACUUAAGCCAGUGUAUUCACUAUUAGCCCACAGAAAUGCAGUCCUUCUUAACCCAACCCUAGGUGUCAUCCGACCAUCACCAAUGUGACAAUAACCAUCCCAGCCUAGAACACCUUGACUUGUGGCCCCAAAAAUAUAUUUAGACAUUAAAGCCACAUUUAAAAACUGUUCAGUAUGAAUGUCAUUGCAUUAGAUAUUUGCAAACAUUUCCCACAGUUUUUCUCAUAAUGAAUUUCACUUUUCUCAGGCAUGUUCGUAAUGACUUUUAACCAGCUGGUCUCAAGGUGAUUUUAGUGGAUGUAUGAAGUCAGUUGCCUUCAAGUUCACGCAAGUGUCUUAGCAGAGUAACCACAUGGACAAAAAGCAUCCAGAUACUGUUUGUUUUCGUUUUUAACAGUAUAUCUAUUGUUGUAUAAUUUGAAACCUCUUCUUUUAAAUUUUUUAACUUCUUUUGUGAAAUGUGUAGCUUGAAAAGUGUGCUAUCUUCCUUUAAAAUAAAUGCCACUUUUUAAUAUUUUGUUUUCUAAUGCAAAGACAUUCAUGCACUCUUUAGUCUGGCUUAAGUGGCGAAAUACUUUUUGUGGCCACUAUACAUACAGACACAAUCUCUCACAGUCACACCUAACUGACUGCAUACAUAAAACAUGUAGCUUUGAUUCUAUUAUUCUUGUCUACAUCUUCAUAAUUUAUAUACAUGUCCUAUUUUCAGUUACAAGUUUCUGAAUGAAUUUAAGAAUUUUUGGAGGAGUCUAACUGUUGCGUUGUUUUUGGCUGGCUAUCUAUCUAUCUAAUCUUGUCAGAUUAUUUUGGUGAAGCUAUCUAUUAAUGUCAGACAAAAAAGAUAUGAAAAAUGAUCUACUGUAAGCUAGGCUAUUUGUUUUUAAAUGUUCUCUUUUCUAUCAUAUGUUCUAACUUUCCUACCUCUGACACAAUAAGCCGCUUUCCACACUGACCACUUCUUUCAUGUUAUUCAUGGCUUCUGUGCCUUAUUUUUGUUCAUUUAGUGGCAUUGCUGUGGUUCUGUCUCUGUUUAUUGCCUUAGUGUGGAGACCACUCUAAAUACAUAUAUUUUUGUCAAUUUAGCUGUAAAAAUACAUAUUUAAAGGAAGAUGCUCUGAGAUUUCUACUAUAGAUUUCUACUUUGAUGAUGAAUUUAUGUGUUGUAGCGCUUUAUUGUCUUGGUACUUUGUCUUGUCUACUCAGUAGAUGUGAAUCAGAGUCCGUAUAGUCGUAUUGUGCUGGUGUCCCGUGUUCUUUCUUGGUGGCAUUUUUCUGAAAAAAUGCAUUUAAUGUUUAUUGGCAGGCCAGUCAAGUUUGAUUUAAAAAUGAAAAUUGGAAAAAAAAUAUUUUUUAAAGGAAAUCUGGUAGCUUAUUGGAUCCUUCAAAAUUUUGUUUAAUUCUAGAGAUUUCUUGCAGUUGUUAAAAGAUGGUGCUUAAAGCAGUUUGACCCACAUGCAUUUUUUUACGGACGCAAUGCAAAAAGUUUCCAGCAACAAGCAAUUUGUCUGUCCACACUGAACGCGAAACUGCUGCGUGACAUUUCACAAUCACGGACAAUCCAACCCGGACUCAUGACAGCUAUUAAUAAUAGUAUGAGAUGCCGAAAAUUUAUGGAAUCGUUCAAGUUGGCUCAUACAAAAACUUACAACUUUUACUCCCAUAGAGAAAAUUAACAAACCAACAAACAAUGUUAUUAAUUUUUUUUCUAAGUUUAACCCCUAAUUCAAACCCUAAACCUAACAACGAUUUAAUAGGAAAAUUGUGUACUAUGGAAAAAUGAAAAAUUCGGGGUUUGGAACGAUAUGAGUGUAUUACAGGUUAUUGACAUACAUGAGCAGUGUUGGGUGAGUUAAUUAAAUAGUAAUCCACUACAAAUUACUAAUUAUUUAUCUAAAAUUGAAAUACGAUUACUAAUUACUUCAUUGAAAAAAUAAUCACAAUACUAAUUACUUUACUUUUAAGUUACUUUCUAAAACACUUUUCCAGUCAACAAAUUCAAAAUAAUGUCUAUAUUUCUAUAGUUCAUUGUCACCCAUAAAUCAUACACUCAGCACCUCACAUUUCUCCUUCACAGUGACUCGUUACGGGACCAUAAUUCAUGUAUUCUACAUAAAUAAUAUAUAAGAAAUAAGCAUUACCCUAUAAUAUACUUAAAAGUAAUUAAAUUAAUUGAAAGUCAGUAACUGUAAUCUGAUUACAAGAAUUUAAAAUGUAAUACAUUACCUUUUUUUUUUACUUAAAAGGAAUUAGAUUACAGUAACUAGUUACAUUGUAAUUGGAUUGCACCCAACAUUUUACAUGAGUCAUUUGUAUUGCAUAAAUACAAAUGGAAUGAGUAUCCAGUUUGUAUACUGACUUUUCCUUUGUUAAAAUAAAGUGUUGGAGGCUCGCUAAAAUUUUAGCCUGCAUAAAAUCGGUUUGAAAUUCUGUUUGUUGAUUGGUUGGUCUUUAUGGGAAUAAAAGUCAUACCUUUUCAUAAGAGUCAAGUCGUAUGAAAUACGCUUUUGCCAUCUUGUAAUAUAAAUUGUCAUGAGACUACGUUGGCCAAUCAGAACAUACUUUAUGUUUCAUGUACAGUUAUGAGGAGCAGGAUUUUGGACAAAUGUGAGUUCACAAUGGGCGGUGCUAGCGAGUAUCCACAGAAAUCGGAAACAAACAAUCGACAAAAAGAAACUGAUGCAAGAGAUACCAUUUAUCGCUUGUCACUUUAACAAGUCACGACUGGCUAAGACACGGUAUUAUAUUAUAACAUUUAGCAACCUAUUUUAAUUGCCUUGAGGUUGUCUUUAAAGUUGAAACAUUCAUUUUGGUAUCCAAAAUAUUUCUUAAUACUUUUAGUUAUGACCAUACAAGGCCUUUGUGGCUGGUGGCAAUAUGUAGUUAUGUCACAAGGACUGUAGUUGUUGAUUGCCUAAUCUGCUGUUCUGUUAUGCGUAGACACACAUUCACAAACAAACACACGUAGCCAAGCAUAUGCCUUAGAAGUUCUGUUAAAUUUUAAUGUAAAUGUAAACCCCUAGUAAAAAAAAAAAAAGAAAAAAAAAAGUGACUUGUAUAUAAGAUUCAAAAUAAUUCAAGGUACAAAGAUAAGGUUUGGCACACAAUCCAGUAAGAGCAAGUUUUGAAAGUAAUAGACAGUUUUGUUAACAGACUGGAGAUGUGUUGCUUUAUGGUGGUUUAGCUGUGUAAGAUGGUAAACGAGAGUGGUUAUGCACAACUAAGUAAAGCUGAUUCAGUAGAGGAGUGAAUCUCACGAAACAUGUCAAGAACAUGUUUUACUCCAAACUCAAAUGAAAGAAAUAAUGUGUUCAAUAAUAAUAUUAUGUUUGUUUGGCUUAAAGAACAUGAUCAUGGUAAUUUCUUCCAACAUGCCACAUAAAUUCUCAAUAUUGUAAUGGGGGAAAAAAUCGAAUUACUUUAAUGCUAGAAAAAGUGAUAUAUUAGAAAUGAAAUAUUAUUUUUAUUUUUUAUUAUUUAAAAUAUUUAUAUACCAUGGUAGUGUUUUAUUAGUGUGUUGUAUCACCUUUGAUAUAUGCUACUACUACUUCAAAACAAAAAAACGAAUUGUAUUGAAGUCAUUUUUACUGUAAUACAUAAAAUACUGUAUUAAAUUAUUGACAAUCUAAUGACAACUACCAUUAAGAAUAGUGGUUAUUACAAAAAAAAAAUUGUUCUGAAAAUAAUUGAAUAUUGCAAAAAUAGGGGUUGACAAAAUAGGUCUCAUUUUCUUCAUAUUAUAUACAGUAUAUAUAUAUAUAUAUAUAUAUAUAUAUAUAUAUAUAUAUACGAAAUGUGACCUGCAUGUUAUCGUGACAUUCACCCAUAGAGUUUAAAUUUUGUUUACAUCUGGUACCUUAGCUAAUCAGUCAUAUUUAUUCAGUAUUUACCUACAGUUGCUUUGCAAAUAAGUUAGUUUCCUGUUCAUUAGCAUGUUUAUGAGGUUUAUAAGUGUGUAGUGCUAUCCAAAUGUCACAGAGAGAUUUGAAACUAGAUCUUGAAAACUUAUUUAGAUAUUAGUGUAGAAGAUUUAUAUACAGUGAGGUCCAAAAGUCUGAGAACUGAACAUUUUAGGAUUUUGAAAAAAUAAAUAAUAAUAAUAAUUAAAUAAAAAGAUUCUAGAUUACUAAUCUAAUGUAAGCAAAAUUAUACUCUUUUUGUACAAAAGAAUCCAUGUCAGCUCGAGCGCAUGCUGUCAUUAAAUCAAAAAGGACAUACCAAAUACUACUAAACUCUGAAAUUCAUAUUAUUUUUUCAAGUCAUGCAAUUUGUUAUGCUGAAAAAAAUAGAAGCCUUUUACAAGUGUUUGUAGACUUGUGGACCCCACUGUAGAUUGCUACUCCUGUCUGGCCCUGUGAUAGACAAUUACAGUUUGACAUGAGAGUUUGAGACAGGUAGAGAGAUAACAGGUGUCCCAGCUGUGAGGGACAGAAAAAGAGAUAACAGUUUCUUAGUCUGUCCAAAUCUUUUUAACCUCUCCACAACUUGGAUAAGACGGAUCCUUCUUUCCAAACUCUCUCGAAUUAACUUUUUAAAUGUUUCAAAAACAGGGAAAACAAUAUUUUUGUCACCUCUGUUAAGGUAAAGUGCAUGGAAUUCUUCAUAUACUAUAAACCAGAUUAAAUUGAUACAUUUAAAGGUGCACUCAGUAACUUCUGUGUAAUCGUUUGGACUUACACUAGUUGCAUGGAUGCAGCAUCAUUUAAAAUCAAUAGUUUUCAGUUACAGAUGCCAUUGUAGAAAUCCACUUUACACAGUCAGUCCAAAAGUGAAAGUGUCCAAUAUCAAGGCUGUUACUGAGAUUAAGCUAGUAGUAUUUGACUAGUCAUGUGAUUCAAACAUGGCAGCCCCCAUGAGGAGACCCUCUCCAUGUAGAAUAAAACAGCUUUUAUAAGGUAACUGAUAUGACUGAUAUGAGUCUUCAUUUCAUGUAAUUGUUAAUUAUUUUAUACCUAUGUUUCAAAUGUACUAUUAAUUUCUAUAGGAGUAAAACUUUUUUAAUGAUGAAAAAAUACUGAGUGCAUCUUUAAAUUAAUACAUUUAAUUAAAAAAACAUGGAUUUCACAGGAAUGCAAACAAAGAAGUCAAUUCAGUGUAUUACAGCUGUGCUAAGCUUGUAUUUAGGCUUGUAGUACUGUAAUAGCAUUUCAUUAAGGCAAUACUUUCAUGUAUAAACUGUGCCAGAGGUGCCUUAUCACAAUCAAAUGUAGGUGUCACUGAGCGCUGUGCAGCAUUUAGCCAUGUAUAGUGUACAAAACAGCCAACCCACAAAGUAAUGCUUUAUACAUAUGACUUGAAUUUUCACAAAUGAAUGCCAAAGUCAAAAACAAAUAGGAAAGAGUUAACUCAUAUCAUACAGUAGCUUCUAACAGUGCAGCCAUGAUGUUGAAGUUGCAGUGAUAGUUGUGCAUUUGAAUGUGCAGAAAGCAAUGGUAAGUCUGUCUAUAACUACUACAAAGGUCAUUCGCCAAUCUUAGACUCCCUUUAGACAUUGCAGUUUUUGAAUCAAUUUAUACUCUCCUAACUUUUGCCUGAUUGGUGUUUCUUCAACUUUAAAGACAACAUUAGGAUGCUGAUGCAUAAAAUAGGCAGUUUCUUUGGAUAGUAUCUUAUUAAAAUGUUGGAUGUUUUAGUCACAGUAAGCAAAGUACAUACAUAUUUUAAUAUGCUACAUUUAUAUUGACAUUGUUAUGAUACUGUUGUUAUGAUUAUUGUUGACAUUACUGUAUGGGAAAUUUUACCCAAUAAGAAGCUGUAUCUCUGCACUGAUAUCUUAUUAAAGCAUAUCAAUCUUCGUUC